Messenger RNA from Insectozyma verbasci, 1245 nucleotides. The record is from the annotation of a GenBank genome assembly. Lineage: Eukaryota; Fungi; Ascomycota; Pichiomycetes; Serinales; Debaryomycetaceae.
AUGGAUUUAUAUAGAAUUCUACAAGUAUCUUCAAAUUCAACAUUAGAAGAAAUUUCUAGAUCAUAUAAAAAAUUAGCAUUAAAAUAUCAUCCAGAUAAAAAUAAUCAAGAUGAACAAUUAACUGAAAAAUUUAAAUCAAUUACUAGAGCAUAUGAAAUUUUAAAAGAUCCUAAAAAACGAUCUAUUUAUGAUAGGCAUGGUAUCCAAGGUCUUGAAGGAAUAACAACUACUGAAUCUCCAAAACAACAACCAACAACUAGGUUUCGAAAUGAUUAUGAUAUUUUUUCAUCAGUUUUUGAGGAUAUUAAUUCAAUGUUUUCUCGGCAUCAUCAAUCAAUGUUUAAUCAAGCUAGUAAUUUUCCUCAAUUUUCAACUUCAAAUAUGAAAAAACAUGUUGAACCAUUACCAAAAUCUACAAAAGUAUAUACAAGUGAUGAUAUUUAUCAUACUACCGAAGUUACUUUACAAGAUUUGUAUUUUGGUAAAAUUAUUAAAUUAUCAUUACCCAAAUCAAUGAAAUGUCAAAAAUGUAAUGGUUUUGGUGGUUUAAAUCCUCAAACAUGUAGAGUAUGUCAAGGUUCUGGUCAAGUUUUAAUUACAUAUUUUAAUCAAUUUUCACAAAUGAGACAAAAUGAAACUUGUUCACCGUGUCAAGGUAAUGGAAUUUAUAUUGCACCACAAAAUAAAUGUCUACAAUGUAAUGGAAUAGGUUAUAUUCAAGAUACAAAGAUCAUAUCAGCUAAUGUUUUACCAGGUAGUAAAAAUGGUGAUAAAAUUAUUUUAAAAAAUGAAUCAGAUGAAGGUAGAAAUGUGAUUCCUGGUGAUGUUAUACUAAAGAUACGAGAAAAACCACAUCCAGAGUUUAUGAGAGAUGGUAAUGAUUUAAUAAAAACAAUACAAAUUGAUUUAUCAGUCGCAAUUGGUGGUGGUCCAAUAUUUUUCAAUCAUUUAAAUGGCAAAUUUAUAAAAACAAUAGUUGAACCAACGAUACAGUAUGAUGAUAUAAAGAUUAUAGAAGAUUAUGGUAUGCCUAUAAAACAACAACCAAGUUUAAAGGGUGAUUUAAUAUUGAAAUUUCAAAUAAAGAUUCCAACCUUAAAAGAAAUCCCAAAUUUAUCAAAAUUGAUCGAAAAUUUACCAAAAACAAAACCAGUCCUACCAGUUGAUUCAGAAAUCAAUGAAGUAGUAUUAACAGAUCCUUCAUCAACUAGAUUUAAAAAGAGAAGAAUUUAUGAUGAAAUAUAA